This is a messenger RNA of Pollicipes pollicipes, 2965 nucleotides long. RefSeq names its product sodium/hydrogen exchanger 1-like. Gene Ontology annotation, cellular component: plasma membrane. Gene Ontology annotation, molecular function: catalytic activity; sodium:proton antiporter activity; potassium:proton antiporter activity. The record is from RefSeq and is a predicted model, not a curated record. The coding region runs from base 83 to 2965 and encodes 960 amino acids. Gene Ontology annotation, biological process: biosynthetic process; potassium ion transmembrane transport; sodium ion import across plasma membrane. The transcript is spliced from 12 exons. Lineage: Eukaryota; Metazoa; Arthropoda; Thecostraca; Pollicipedomorpha; Pollicipedidae.
CGGCGGCGCCCCUCCGACGAGGUCUAAAUCGACGCCAGUAGCCGGUCCCGCGCCGCCGACGACGCACCCGACGCCCGCCACCAUGUCGCAGUGGGACGAGUCUCUGGUGAGGGAGCAGGUGCGCAGCGACCGCGGCGCGUCCAACCUCGCCUUCAACGAGAAGGUGAAGCAGCUGCAGCGGAGUGGGCGCGACAUCAGCCACUUCGCGUUCGGCCAGGCGCCGUUCCCUGUGCCGACCUGCGCCGUCACCGCUCUGAGAGAACACGCCGCCGAGCACGCUUACCUACCGGUGGCCGGCAUUCCAGAGCUGCGGCAAGCCAUCUGUGGCCUGCACAAGAGAUGUGAUGAUAUUGACCUGGACCCCGCCAGAGUUUUGGUGGGUCCCGGCUCCAAGGAGCUGAUUUAUCUCACCAUGAACGUCUUCAGUGGAGACAUUUUACUUGUGGCACCGGCCUGGACCACGUAUGAGCCGCAGAGCCGCCUAGCGGGACAUCAGGCAACUAUUCUGCGUACGCACGCUGAGAGCCAUUACAAGCUGACGCCAGCGGAUCUGGAUAACCUGUUCAGCUCACGGAAGCUGAAGCCGCACAGAAUGCUCGUGCUCACCAACCCAGGAAAUCCCACGGGAACGGUGUACACGGAGCAAGAGCUGGCUGCACUGAGCACGGCCUGCAGGCGCCAUGGCGUGAUCGUGCUCUGCGACGAGAUCUACGGCCGACUCACCUUCGGCGGCGGCCACGUCAGCAUGGCCAAGGUGUACCCCGAGGGCACGAUCCUGAUGUCGGGCUUCAGCAAGUGGCUGAGCGCCGGCGGCUGGCGCCUCGGCUACGCCCACUACCCGCCCGGCCUGCAGCCGCUAGAGCUGGCGCUCGUCGGUGUCAAAGGCACGCCAAGUCAGGCGGGCUACUACUUCAUGCCUGACUUCGAGGUGUGCCGAGCCGGGCUAGCGGCCCGCGGCCUCUUCACCGGCCAGCAGAUGGUGGACGCCAUGCUCGAGGAGGCAGAUGUCGCUUUGAUGGCCAGUUCGUGUUUCCUGAUGCCCGACUCGGCCCUAGUGACGCGUUUCUGCUUCGUCUGCUUCGACGGUGCGGCGGCGCUGGAGGCGGUCGCCGACGGACGGCCGGUAGACGAGGCGUUCAUCGAGCGUCACUGCCCCGUACUGGUGGCCGGGGUGCGCCGCCUGCAGGCCUGGUACCACGACCCGCUGUUCGGUCCGUACGACCCGAAUCGGCACUACACACACGUGCGCUACUUCGAGGUGGGCAAGGUGGACUUUGAGCAUGUGCAGGCGCCGUUCGUGAUCGGCUGCUGGAUCCUGAUCGCCGGCCUGGCUAAGAUGGCGUUUCACAGUGUGCCUCACAUGUCGCGGAUGGUGCCGGAGUCGUGCCUGCUCAUCGGACUCGGCAUCGGGGUCGGCGCACUGCUGUACGUGUGCCUGGGCGACAUCGAGGCUUCGCAUCACUUGGACCCGGACACGUUCUUCCUCUACAUGUUGCCGCCCAUCAUCCUCGACGCUGGCUACUUCAUGCCCAAUCGGCUCUUCUUCGACAACCUGGGCACGAUCCUGCUGAUGGCCGUGGUCGGCACUAUCUUCAGCACGUUCGCGAUCGCCGGCGGCCUGUACCUGGUGGGCAUGACGGGUGUGUACGGCGUGGAGACGUCGCUGCUGGACAUCCUGCUGUUUUCGGCGCUCAUCUCUGCCGUGGACCCGGUGGCCGUGCUCGCUGUUUUCGAGGAGAUCCAGGUGAAUGAUGUGCUAUACAUCGUCGUGUUCGGCGAGAGCCUGCUGAACGACGCCGUCACGGUCGGCCUGUACCAUAUGUUCGAGGAGUACAUGAUUCUCGGUCACAGCGCCUUCCGGAUGACGGACAUCGGCAAGGGGUUCGUCAAGUUCGCCUCGGCGGCUGUAGGCGGCACGUUCAUCGGGGUGGUGUGGGGUUUUGUUACCGCCUUCCUCACUCGCUUCACGGACAAGGCUCGUGUAAUGGAGCCCAUCUUUGUGUUCACCAUGCCGUUCUUGGCGUACCUGAACGCCGAGAUCUUCCAUCUUUCCGGCAUUCUGUCCAUUACUUUCUGCGGUCUGACGAUGAAGAACUAUGUCAUUACGAACGUAUCCACUAAGUCGCACACUACGAUCAAGUACAUGAUGAAGAUGCUGGCCUCUUGCUCGGAAACGGCAAUCUUCAUGUUGCUGGGAGUGGCCACCGUGCAUAACCACCACGACUGGAACCUGGCCUUUGUACUGGCCACCAUCCUCUUCUGUGUUGUCUUCCGUUCGAUAAGUGUAGUCGUGUUGACCGCCUUUGCCAACCGUUUGCGUCUGCGUCCGAUCGCCGCCGUUGACGUGUUCGUGAUGGCGUACGGCGGCCUGCGCGGGGCCGUCGCCUUCGCCCUCGUCAUGCUCAUCGAUCCGCACUUGGUGAAGGAACAGCAGAUGUUCCUCACCACCACCAUCUCCGUCGUGUACUUCACCGUGUUCGUGCAGGGCAUGACCAUCAAGCCUCUGGUGAAGCGGCUGGGCGUCGAGCGCGCGAACAAGCGGAAGCUAACAAUGAACGAGCGAAUCCACGAGCGGACGCUGGACCACCUGAAGGCUGGCGUCGAGAACAUCGUCGGCCACCCCUUGACGUACAACGUGCGCCACCGUUUCAAACAGUUCAACCACCAGUACCUGCUCCCGUGCUUGACGCGCGGACACCACAACCGCGCGCGCGAUCCCAAGAUCAUGGAGACGUUCAGCAGGUUGGUCAUGAUGGACGCCAUGCAGAACUACAACGACGUGACCAACAUGGGCCAGAGCAGCCAGCGGCUGACCCGUCGCUUCAGCUACCGCCGUCACGUCACGCAGGACGCGCAGCUGCCCAACCCCGUGCUGAGCGCGCGAGACCAGGUGCACAUGGCGCAGGACAUGGACGCGCGCCUGCUGCUUUGGCUGACUGUACAGCCGGCUGUGGGCUGGCUGUAG